AUGGCUCUCGAUCAACGGAUACGCAAUUGGCUCGGGAGUAUAUCAGAUACUUUCGAGCCUUUGGCGCCGCUUGAGAAAAAGCGACCGUACGACGAUGCGCCGUCGGUUCUUCAGAAGCGAUGCCGUACAGACUCGCCGACUCGCGAAGUCUCGUCUAACCAAGACUCGCAGCUUCGACAGCUCGGCGCGAAGCGACAACGAACUCUACUAAACUACAACUAUGGUGUAACACCUCAAGCCGUAUCAGGGGAGAGAGCCGUCUCAGCGCCUUCGUUUCCACGACCAUACAGCCCGGACCUUUCACCCAAUGCGUGCACCCAAAUCGACUACUUCUCUCUACAUGUCCCUCCCAACAGUCUCCCCCCAUCACUGCAACUGUUUAUGAACAAAGUCAACGAGAUAUGCCGAGGCGAUGGUAUACUCCUUAACUCGGAUCGCAAGUUCAUCAAAGACACGAGGGGAACCGAGGAAUACAAGGACUGGGGAUGGGCCCGAGGUCCCCAGGGCGAGCGAUAUUUCCAUGCCGACCGCGAAUUGCUUGGGAUGACGCCGCCCCCUAAUGUCGUCAGUAGGAUUCUGUACCAGGCGCAGUUUUGUCAUGUGUCGGGUGCAUCGCAGGCGGAUUGGAACAUUGAGGUGAUACAACGGAUUCUUGAGGCUUCGCUGAGGCCUUCUGUAGGCCCAGCAUGUAGCCAACCCAUCGACUUUAGAUCAAGCACCACCGCUACCGUCAUCCCCGAGUACGACACCGACUCUCUACACCCUCGACAGACCCAGUUCUCCAUCUACAUCGAACCCGCCUGCGAUCCCGACUCCCGAAUCUCCCGCCAAGUCCAUAAUUUCUGCCAGAGCCUCCCCUGCGGCACAUUCAACCACCUCGACCUCCCAACUCUGCGCGCGCGACCGAUCGCCUUCAGUAUCGAAACCCUACAAGACAAUACCGUGGGAUAUCCUGGUCUACGCAAGGGCGCAUCGAUGCUGCCGCAUUGGAAGUUCCUCGACGACCUGCUUGCCAGCAGAGACCAGGCGUACCAGGCGCGACGCAAAUGGGAGUGGCAGAAUGACCCCGAAAGUCAUGCCAAAUCAGAGGCCCUGGCCAGGGCAGUCGGCAUUCCUGAAUUCCUGCCAGGCAUUGUCAUCCAGGGCCAUAAAUGGCAUCUUGUAAUUGCCAUUCCCAAGGGUGGGAAGAUGGCCUUUUGCGAGAAGAUUUCCUUUGGGAAUACAGCUAGCUCAAAGGGCAUCUACCAAAUAAUUUGCGUACUGCAGCUGCUGAAACACUGGGUCCGGGAAUUUUACUGGCCGUGGUUGCGCAGGCUGCUGCUGAACUGGCCACGCCCACCUGGUGGUAGGUAA
This is a messenger RNA of Fusarium sp. VM40, 1353 nucleotides long. The record is from the annotation of a GenBank genome assembly. NCBI's taxonomy places the organism in Eukaryota, Fungi, Ascomycota, Sordariomycetes, Hypocreales, Nectriaceae.